Messenger RNA from Galeopterus variegatus (Sunda flying lemur), 615 nucleotides. RefSeq names its product chromosome unknown open reading frame, human C10orf126 (gene CUNH10orf126). NCBI's taxonomy places the organism in Eukaryota, Metazoa, Chordata, Mammalia, Dermoptera, Cynocephalidae. The record is from RefSeq and is a predicted model, not a curated record.
AUGAAAGAGCAUCAACAUGGAAAGGGAAGGCAGAGGACUGAGUCAGAACAGCCAAGAAACACAGAGGAGAAUCAGAAGAGACUGACAUCAUGGGAGCCGAAGAAGAGCAAGUUUCAAGAAGAAAAUAGUCAUUACUGUCAAGUGGUGCCUGGUGGCCAAGAAGGACCAGUCAAUGGAAUUGGCAAUAAGGAGGAGCUAGUACUCCCCCUGUGGGCCAACACCACAGAGUCUUGUUCCCACGAGCCAGGAAGGGAUCCUCAGGAUCCCCAACUCCUUUCCUGGUUGCCAAACGAAUUACUAGAGUUAUCUCUGAAAACCAUACAGUGGUCCACAAUGACAUCCAUGCUAUUCUUAGAAACAGUUGAGCCAUUGGGUGAAGCUGAAGGCUCUGGAAUCUUUUCCUUCAUGUGGCAACAGCUUGUUUUUCCUGAGGAGGCUCAGGGGUGCUUUUCUUGGGCUCAGGAGUGCGGCCUGUGUGGCUUGGAUUGCUUAUUCCCUGGGAGGGCACACACUGAACCCUUUGGAAAUGAAGCAAGAGGACAUGGAUGAGUGGCAGGCAAAGAGGGAAAAACAGGACUGGAGUUCUUUAGGCAACUGCUUUAUUUACAGCUCUGA